Exophiala aquamarina CBS 119918 is the source of this 2154-nucleotide messenger RNA. RefSeq lists its product as uncharacterized. The record is from RefSeq and is a predicted model, not a curated record. The transcript has a single exon. The coding region runs from base 1 to 2154 and encodes 717 amino acids. Lineage: Eukaryota; Fungi; Ascomycota; Eurotiomycetes; Chaetothyriales; Herpotrichiellaceae.
AUGGUCAAACAACAAAAGGCCACGAAACAUCUCGCUCGGGCGCACCUACUGCAGCGUCACAGAUCCAGCUCAAAUGCUGAUGAGGCCGAAUGGGAUACAAGUCACCUCGCAAAUUUACUCGACGUCAAUUACCUGCAUCGUAUGAAUUUUGAGAUGUGGGUGAGCUUUCCAGACCAGCCUGAGCAUGCCUUGCACAAGUACACAAAUUUACAAACCGCGACCGCGACUUCAAUGCCAAUGCCACUUGAGGAACUCGUUGAUUGGCGACUAUCCUUUCCCCAUUUACAGAACAGCAUAGAGGAAGGCUCGCCAUCUGCACGGUGUGAAAUUGUACUGCUUGACACAAACUUUCAGCUUAUGGACAAUUUUCCACCGCGUCACUCCAAGCUCGGGAUAGGAUUGGAGCUGGAGUUCCGCGCUAGAGAUUGGAAGUCAAAGGUCUCUCCACCCGAUGAACCAAAGAAUUGGUACUCCAUCACGUACAUGUAUCAGAAUGGAGAGCAAGUGCAGGAGGCUAUUUUUGAAAAGUGCAUCAUCUCUGCCCACGGACAAGUCAGACCUGUCUUUCAAUCUAGAUGGUGGGCAUCAACAUUUACAUCUCUGACGGAGAUUAAGAAGCUCGCGGAGGACUCCAAAGAUCCCAUAGCAAUUCAUUCAGCGGAUGAUCACGUCCGAGGGUUCUUUCACAGCUUGACCAUCAUGCAGGAGGUCUGGGCAUGUUAUGAUGGGGCGGACGGAAACAACUCGGGAAGAAGAAUGGCAAUCCUGCUCUGGAGGUUUUCCCAAGCGCAAUCUGGAUUCGUGGGAACAACAACGUGGCAAAAACUCAUUGCUCCUCCCCACCGCCUUGCAACAAACAGCCCGCUACCGCCAGCGUCAGAGAUGGGAUUACCUCCUCUUGCCCUGGAUACAAUGAUGGAAGGCUCCCCCAUCCAUGCUAACUUUGACAGAAAUGACCACUUCCUCGAAGAGCCAAACCUGUCUUGGGACAGUUUUAUUCCAUUCAAACAGGAUGGAAGCCCUGAAUUUGGUCAGAUGGCUGCCACCUUUGCCAAUUCGAUCAGUGCCGGCCUAUCCUUCGACCAGCUCCACGAGACUAGCGACCACAAUAAUUUUGGACUCCAGGAUCCGAGUGGCCUCGAGAUACAUUCCCAGCAAGACCACCCAAUUGAAGCAAAUCUCUUUGAGUUGCCACGUCUGACAAAAGAAGAAACCAAUCUCUCACGCACGCAUUAUGGCCUGCUUGAUCAUUUGUCAGGGAGCUCCCAUUCACCUCCUAUAUCUCACGAUCGACCAUUGGCAAGAUUCGACAGGAAGUACCACACCGUCCUGCAAGAGCAACUCGGCACGGAUGAUUCGCACCAAGAGAACAGCCAACAUCCAGGAAACGAACUGUGCCUCGGUUCAGAGCACAAGAGUUCACAAAAACCUCUGAUUAAGUCCGAGCCCGAUGACCAAGAUUGCAUGAAUAUGUCUCCUAGUUAUCAUGAGCCUUGGGCACAUGUUGAUGAACACGAUGAAGCCCUCUACUCUGCCUUGCUUGCUGUAUCUGCAGAUGAUGCUGUUGACAAUAGUCAACCACCCAUCAUUCCACACUCGCCCGGUCAGGACGACGGUCAGUAUGUCUCACCUCAGCAAUCACAAACACCGCACUGGGAGUCUCCUGUAGCCUUUCGACCUCCGUUGCAGACUCAUCAUAGUUUCCCAAGUUUGGAGUAUCAAUUAGGAGUUGAUGAUUCUUUCGCCCUGAUAUCAUAUCCUCACUCUCUUCUUGCCCAUGACCCGGGCUUGCAGUCGAAAUUCCCAGAGGUGGAAGGAUAUUUGGAUGCCAAUUCCCACACCAUAGAUGUCUGUGCGCCGACUUUGACACGCCCUCGAAGUGAGCCAGACCUAUCUGCUUAUCAAAGCGCCGAGCCCGAUAUCACUCUAUUGCAUCACCAAUCCGUUGUGCCGAGAUCGCAGACUCAAGAGAGCAGUCUACAGGCUGGCUUGCCAACAGCUGUCCAUGCGUUCAGGCAAUUCUCAAGUCACAGAUCCGACUCUGCGUUGCAAGAGCGGUCAGGGUUUCCGGGGUUGAUAGCGCCCACUUUCGAAGUAGAAAGCCAAAACGAUGAAGCCUAUGCCGAGGUCAAAAUGGCGGAUAUUGAGGUCUGA